This is a messenger RNA of Dictyostelium discoideum AX4, 1077 nucleotides long. RefSeq lists its product as hypothetical. The coding region runs from base 1 to 1077 and encodes 358 amino acids. The record is from RefSeq and is a predicted model, not a curated record. The transcript has 3 exons. NCBI's taxonomy places the organism in Eukaryota, Evosea, Eumycetozoa, Dictyosteliales, Dictyosteliaceae.
AUGAUUAACUCUGGGCCAGACACCAUUGGCGUUUUUUCUAAUGAACAUAAUAUCGUUAAACCAUUGCGUGUUUGGAGUUAUAGAAUUGUCGUUGAUAAUACCAACAUAGUGAUAGGUUUUGAUGGUCCAGUUGCUGGUCAUGCUGAGUGGUGGUUCCUUUCAGUAUUUGGGUGUCCAGAAAAUAGUUUCAACGAGGGUGGUUUAAGGACAUCUGAACACAGUUAUGGCGCAGGUCAAUGGAAUUUUUUCCAUGCAAAUGCUCCCCCAGUUAAUGUUCGUCAAUAUAUUAUAAAUCAAGAUCCAUCCCCCGUUCCUGGUCUUCAAAAUCAAGUGGUACAUUUUCAAAAUCAAGUGGUAAAUCUUCAAAAUGCAAACGAACUAUUGACAAACUAUAAUGCUUAUUUGGCUGCAGCUCUUCUUAAUGCUAUGCCUCAGAUUCCAAAUCUAGAUGGUUUUCUACCAGUAUACGGUCCUGGGUUGGAAGUUUCAAGUGAAGCUAUUCGUAAUUGGAAUGAAGCAAGAAAAAAUGGCGGUGGUGGUAUUGGUGGUGGUAUCGGUGGCGGUGGUAUUGGUGGUAUUGGUGGUAUCGGUGGGGUAGAUGAUGGUAAAAAGGGUGAUGGUAAAAGAGGUUCAGGUGGUGCGGAUGGUGCACAUGAUGGUUGGUUAAAAUCUGGCUGUAUUUGUCCAGAAACUCCUCCUUGUCCAGUAGUAAUUCCAUGUCCAGAGCCAGUGGUUUGUAAUAUAGCAAAAAUUCAAAUUCAAUUGAAUUCAACCAUAAAAAGUUUGGAUGAAUGCAAAAAACAAAAGGACCAAACCAAUGAUAACCUCAACGUCUGCAAGUCCCAUAAAGAUGAGACACAAGAUUGGCUCACCGACUGUCAAAAAGAAUAUGUUAAACAAACAAGUCAUUCAUCCAAAGAUGAUACUCUAAUUUCUCUCAGAAACUGCCAAGCCGAAUACCAAAAAGAAACAUUCAAAAAAGAUAAGCUCUGCCGUGGUUUGUCCAAACAUAUCAUUGGUUAUCUCGAUUUCUGUGAAGAUAAGGUAGAAAAGCUCAAACUCGCUAAUUGUGAAUAG